This is a messenger RNA of Chaetomium fimeti, 1237 nucleotides long. RefSeq names its product putative RNA methyltransferase. NCBI's taxonomy places the organism in Eukaryota, Fungi, Ascomycota, Sordariomycetes, Sordariales, Chaetomiaceae. The record is from RefSeq and is a predicted model, not a curated record. Bases 123 to 1148 code for a protein of 341 amino acids. The transcript is spliced from 4 exons.
UUCUGCCAGGCGCAAGCCAAAACUUCUGGAGCCAUCACGACCCAGAAGUCAAGUAGUUAUUGUAUUUUUGAAGGUUGCAUUUCGGGCAAUUUCUGCUUUCAUCUUCCGCAUUUCAAUUCGCCAUGCCGCCUUCAUACGAGAAUCCGCCAAAAAGACGCCGCCUCGACACCGAGGACGGUGGUGAUGGGUCAAACUUCAAGGCUCACCCCCGGUUUAGGCCAACCAUCCCUAGGGAAUGGACCAUCUCCAUUGCCGUGCCCACAAGCCUUAUCACAGAUUGCGUAACACGAGAGCAGAGGACAACCAACGUCGGCCGCGUUGCGCGCGCCAUGGCCAUCUUUUCCGUCGAUGAGGUUGUCAUCUAUGAUGAUAGCCCGACAGACAAGCGCAUCACCAACGCCGACCCAGACGCCUAUACAGGCGACGUGGAUCCGGCGCAUUUCAUGGAGCAUAUCCUCACCUACCUUGAGACCCCACCAUUCAUGCGCAAAGUGCUCUUCCCCUUGCACCCAAACCUGAGAUCGCAGGGUCUACUCCCUAGUCUUGACAUGCCGCAUCACCCGCACAAGGAUGAGUGGCUACCGUACCGAGAAGGAAUGACGUUGGAACUCCCGGCAAAAGGAGGAAAGGGCACGGUCGUGGAUAUCGGCAUGCCCAACACAGUCACCAUAACCGAGUCGAUCCCACCCAAGACACGGUUAACCCUCAAAAUGCCCGACGACCCAUCCAGCGCUCCUGACCCGGUACACCCAGCGGCACCAAGGACAGAAGAAGGCUACUUCUGGGGCUUUAGCGUCCGCAAGGCCUCCUCGCUCUCCAGCGUCCUCACGGAAAGCCCCUACGAUGACGGGUACGACAUGAGCAUCGGCACCUCAGAGCGCGGCAUGCCGCUGUCAACUGCGUUUCCCAGCCAAGAGCAGGCCAACUUCAACCACUUGCUGGUUAUCUUUGGCGGUCCGCGGGGGUUGGAGUACGCAGCCAUGAACGACCCACAGCUGGGUGAGAUGGGGAUUGCUGGGGCGAGAACCAAAGAGCUGUUCGACCACUGGGUGAACGUACUGCCGAAUCAGGGGACGAGGGGAAUCAGGACGGACGAGGCAUUGUUGAUAGCGAUGACGGGACUCAGGAGGUUGUGGGAUAGCAGCUGAUAGCUGACUAAUGUACGGACAAUAUAUCACUGAGGCGUUCUUGAGGCUUUCGGCGUACCAGGGCUAUAUUAGCCGAUAUCUCGCCGUAG